Molecule: messenger RNA, 3144 nt
Organism: Cavenderia fasciculata
Lineage: Eukaryota; Evosea; Eumycetozoa; Acytosteliales; Cavenderiaceae
Exons: 2
Coding region: 1-3144 (1047 amino acids)
Source: RefSeq, a predicted model, not a curated record
AUGUCUUGCAACAACCAAAAUGUCUUUGUCAACGACACCAAUUCAUUGUCAUCAUCUUUUUCAUUGUUCAACCAUGUUGAACAACAACAAUCAAAUAUCAUCCAAAAUAAAAAUAUUUCUUUGUCUAUGAUGCAUCAAUCAUCCGUUUCAUUUUUAUCUUUUAAUUCAUCAAUGUCAAUUCCUUUAAAUUUAAAUGUUUUGUCCCAAUUACAUUUCCAGUUACCAUUUAAUCACUCAACCAACAACCAUAUUAUUUUCUAUGGCGACGACGAGGAGGAGGAGAAAGAGUAUGUUCAAUUGAACAGCAACACCACAAUCUCAUGUUUUAACCAUGUUGGACAUCAAUUAAUUUCCAUCAACAAUCCAUUACCAAUUAGUGGUUUUCCAUCGUUUUCACACAAUAUUCACUUUAACUCAAGCCAUGUUUUGUUUAUCUCUAAUCAUUCAACAACCAAAAACCAUAUUAUUUUAGAGGAAGAGGAGGACUUCAACAGCAGUCCAAUUUCAUUCUCGUGUUUCAAUGUUAACCAUCAAUCAAAUCUCAUCUUAGAGGAGGAGGAGGUGGAGGAGGAGGAGGAGUCUGUUCAAUUGAACAGCAGAAGCAAUACUAUCCCAGUUUCAUAUUUCAACCAAUCAAUUCCCAUAGAUAAUAAUAAUAUUUCAUUCUUCGAUGACCAUCAACCAUCGAUUCCAUGUUUUAAAUCUAGUGAUAUUUUAACUCAUUCAACAACCAACAACCACAUUCUUGUAGAGGAAGAGUUUGUUCAAUUGAACAACGGCAGCAAAAGCACACAUUCAUUAACAUGUUUAGACCAUGUUAAACAUCAAUCAUCAAAUAAUAAUAAUUCAUCAUCAUUGAUUUCACCUAUUCCAUUUUCAUCUGAUUAUUUUAACUCUUCAAAAACAUCCACAUUAUAUUUAUUAUCAAAUACAAUCAAUUCAACAAGAUCAAAGACAAGCCCAUUUUCAAGAUACUCCAGCAACAUCUCAAGAAUAGAAAACAACAACGCGGUAACAAGCUCUGACAAUUUAAACCAUUUUACUGAUACCUCUUCUUUUAUUUUUAUAGAUACAAAAGUUGACAACUGUUUCGGAACCAACCAUUCAAAUCAUACAACAAUUCAACAACAACAAUCAUCAUCAUUAUCACCAAUCAAUCAUAAUACAAUCCUCACCACAAUCCAUAUUCUCAAUUCAACUCACAGUCAAUAUUCACAAAUCAAUCCCCCAUCUUCAAAUAAUAAUAAUAAUAAUAAUACCAAUGAAUCAGCCUCACCUAUUCACUCAUUUCAAUUGAACAACACCAACAAUUCAAUCUCAUUGUUCAACCAUGUUGAACAUCAAUCAAUUACUAUUAAUAAUAAUAAUAAUAAUAAUUCUUUCCAUCAAUCAACCAUUUUAUUUUAUAAUUCAAGUGAUAUUCAAUGUCAAUCCAAUCAUUCAUUCGUUCCUAACAACAAUAAUUAUUUAUUUUUUAAUUCAUCCAUGCCAACUCCUUUUAAUUUUCAAUUACCAUUAAAUCACUCGACAAUCAACAACCACAUUCUUUUAUAUGUUCAAUCGAACAACAACAAAACAACAAAUUCAAUCCCAUGUUUCGAUCAUCAACCAAUCAUUUCCAUCAAUAAUAAUAAUAAUAAUAAUAUUUCAUUCUACAAUGUCCAUCAAUCAUCGAUUCCAUGUUUUAAUUCAAGUGAUAUUUUAACUCAUUGCCAAUCAAACAAUCUCCUCACCAAUCCAUCCACCCUCCACAUUCAUCUCCAAUCGACCCACAAUCGUCAAACCAUUGGACAAUCUUCUAUUAAUAAUAAUAACAACAAUAAUAACAAUAACAAAAAUACAAAUACAAAUAAUAACAACACAAGACCAACAAAUAAUAAUAAUAAUAACAUCACAACAAAUAAUAAUAAUAAUAAUAACAACAAUUAUUCCUCUUACAAUAACAGCAAUAAUAACAUUAAAUUAAAAAAUACAAAUAACAACAACUCAUCAUCAUCAUUCUCAUGUUUCGACCAUGUUGAAACAUUCAUCUCAGCCAACCAACAAACAAAAAAUAUUAAUAAUAAUUAUAAUUAUAACAACAAUAAUAACAAUAACAAUAAUAAUAACAACAACAAUAAUAAUAAUAAUAUUAACAACAAUAACAUUAAAUUAAAAAAAACAAAAAACAACAACAACAACAACUCAUCAUCAUCGUUCUCAUGUUUCAACCAUGUUGAAUCAUUCAUCUCAACCAACAAACAAACAAAAAAUAUUAAUAAUAAUAACAGCAAUAACAAUAACAAUAAUAACAACAAUAAUAACAUUAAAUUAAAAAAUACAAAUAACAACAACAACAACAAAGCCAACUCAUCAUCAUCAUUCUCAUGUUUUAACCAUGUUGAAACAUUCAUUUCAACCAACAAACAAUCAAAAAAUAUUAAUAAUAACAGCAAUAACAAUAACAAUAAUAAUUACAAAAAUACAAAUACAAACAACAUCAGUAACACAAGACCAACAAAUAAUAAUAACAACAAUUAUUCCUCGAGAUCUUACAUAGACAGACAACCCCUUCAUUGUUCACCAACCAAUAAUAAUCGUGAUAAUAUUACAAUAUUUGCCGAUCACUUCAGCCCAUCCCCAAUCCAUAUUCACCAAUCCAUCCACAAUUCAUAUUCACCAAUCAAUCCAAUCACCACACUCAUUAAUCAAUCAUAUAUUCCUCACCAAUCAAUCCACAAUCCUCAAUCACAAAUCACUCAACAAUCUUCAAAUACUAAAAAUACAAAAAAUAAUUAUACAACAAACAAUAAUACAAAUAAUAAUAAUAGUCCAACAAAAAAUAAUACAAACAACAAUCCAAAUAAUAAUAAUAAUAAUAAUAACAAUUUAUUAUAUAUACCACAAUCCAACUCUUCCUACUCCUUUUUUACCUCUUCAAUGCACAUGCAACCUCCUCAUUGUUCACCAACUUAUAAUAACAUUCCAAUUACAACAAAGAAUAAUCAUAACAACAUUACAAUCUUUACCAAUCACUCCAAUCCACAAUCCUCAUUCACCAAUCAAUCAUUCAUUCGUCACCAAUCCGCUAGUCAGUCGCCCGUCCCAAAUCCUGUGAUCAAGAGUUUCCAACCAACUAUCACCACCAUUCGUAGACCAACAUAA